Arabidopsis arenosa is the source of this 2378-nucleotide messenger RNA. The record is from the annotation of a GenBank genome assembly. Lineage: Eukaryota; Viridiplantae; Streptophyta; Magnoliopsida; Brassicales; Brassicaceae.
AAAUUCAUUCGAUGUACCCUCUCUUAGAUGUCCUACAUUACGACAUCCAUCAACCGCGCAUGGACAUUUCUUACAGGAGCUUCAAGGAAUCUGAAUCCCAACGCUUGAAUAAUGGCAUGCUCGGUUCGGAAAUGGUGUUUGGUUGGAGAAAAGCGUUUUGCACUUCUGUUUCAAGUAAUCAAGAUAAACCUCAACAACAAUCAUCAUUACACACUACUGAUCCUCCAAUUCCCACCCCAAGAUUCCGAUCAAAGUUUGGUUUUUUAUCCAACCCUUCUACUCCUCGUCUCCGAUCUCGCGGCGGAAGCCGUGGUGGUGGCACUGGAUGCCGCUCCUCCGCUUCCACAUCAGUCACUAUCCCAUCUCUUCCAACUAGUCCCAAACUCCAUUGCAGGACUACGAGCAAUGCCACUCCAAGGACUAGUAACAGCUCAAGUCCCAAGUUUUUCUCUAACCCUUCUUCUCCUAAAUCAUCUUCUUCUUCUUCCUCUCAAGGCGGCGGCGGUGUCUCUCUCCUCCGUGCCACGCUUCUUCUCAACAAGAGUAAUAGUAGCAGAUGUGGGAUUUGUUUGCAGAGAGUGAAUUCAAAUCAAAGCAAUUUAACGACGACGGUUUUCACGGCGGAGUGUUCACAUUCGUUUCACCUCUCUUGCGUCAAUGGAUUAGAAGACAAACGUUGUCCGUUUUGCUCCGCCGCAUGGAAUCACGCGCCAAAGUCGAAUUAUAACUUCGGAUCCGACCCGAAUAGACGACCCGAGAUCCGAGAGAUCAAAACGGGGAAGUCACUGAGAGUGUACAACGACGAUGAGCCGUUAGCUUAUUCGCCGGUUUCUCUUGCUCAGAUCAAUACUAUACAUGAAUCCGACGAAAACGACGACGUUGAAGAUGACGAUGACUUCCCCGGAUUCUUCCGAGAUUCUUCGAUAACGUCUGAUCUGGUUCCUUCAAUCUCCGGGAAUCUGGAGGUUAAGUUGCUGCCGGAAUCUGCCGUUGUGGAAACCGGGAAAAAGAAGGAGACACACGUCGUCGUGAUGAAACUGAAAGCGUCUCCGUCGCCGUCGUCGAUCACAGAUGCGAUUAAGGCGCGACGACCAUCGAUAGAUCUGGUAACGGUUCUCGAUUUAAGCAACGGCGGAGCUAAUUUGCAAACGGUUAAGCACGCGAUGAGAUCGGUGAUCUCUCUUCUCCGAGAGAUGGAUCGGUUAUCUAUUGUCGUUUUCUCGACGGGAUCCAAACGGUUAAUGCCGUUACGACGGAUGACGGCGAAAGGAAGACGAUCGGCGAGGCGGAUGGUCGACGCGCUUGUCGGAAUGGAAACCACCGGCGGAGUUGGAAUGAGCGUUAACGACGCGUUGAAGAAAGCGGUUAAAGUCGUUGAAGAUCGGCGGGAGAAGAAUCCAUCGGCGAGCAUUUUCGUUUUAUCGGACGGUCAGGAUCAACCGGAGGCGGUUUUGAAAGCUAAACUAAACUCCACGCGCGUUCCUUUCGUCGUGUCCACCACGCGAUUCUCUCGUCCGGAGAUACCGGUUCAUUCGGUUUACAUAGCUUCUCCUGGAGCGUUGCUUCACGCGCCGCUACGAGACGCGUUCACCGAAAGAAUCGCUUCGUUGCUUAACGUGACACUCCAUGACGUGAAGCUAAAUCUCGGUUUGGUCAACGGAUCUCCUUUGACUGAGAUUUCAUCGGUUUACUCUUUAACCGGUCGACCCGAGAAUUUUGGAUCCGGUUCGGUUGUUGUGGUCGGAGAUUUGUUUGCGGAGGAGGAGAGAGAGUUUCUCGUUGAGCUCAAAGUGCCGACUUCGUCGAGCGGGUCACACCAAGUCAUGUCCGUACAGUCUUCGAUCGUUGACCCAAUGACACAUCAGCCAAUGACGUGUCCUAAAGAAAAACGAUUUUUGAUCCCACGGCCACAAUCCGUCAGAUAUGUAUCUUCAAGCAUCGAACGGCUGAGAAAUUUACACUCCAUGUGCCGCGCUGUAGCGGAUUCACGCCGGCUUAUUGAGCGUGAAGAUUUAUCUGGAGCUUAUCAGGUUCUAACGACGGCUCGGUCCAAUGCGUCUCAUUCGGAUGAUAGUUUAAGGAGUUUAGAGGUUGAGUUAACCGAACUUAGCCGGAUUAAACCGAGAAAUGGUUUAGUAAACCGAGCUGAUGAGAAACCGGAGCAGCUUACACCGACUUCGGCUUGGAGAGCCGCCGAGAAAUUAGCUAAAGUAGCUAUCAUGAGGAAGCAUUUAAACCGGGUCAGCGAUAUGCACGGCUUGGAAAACGCCAGAUUUUAAGUCUUUAUUUUUUUCUUUUUCUAAAAUUCGAUUUCAAUGAUUUUUGAAUAUAUAAUGGUACAUAAUUUCAUAAAAGGAUAAUCAAUAAUUUAGUAAGGU